CAACUGUGAUGGCGCAUGCGCUGUGAACUUGGUUCGUCACACUCCGUGUACAUACGCUGGAAUCCGUCGUGAAAUCUGAUUGAAAAUUGGUUCUCAAUGUACAACGAUUGAUGGUGCUAUGUUAUUUGAUUAUUUCAUUUGAGAAUUUUAAUGUUUAAUAUGUCGGGAAAUAAGGAAAAGAAGAAAUUAUCUUCGACAGAAGCAGAACUCUACCUAUUGAUUGUUAAAUUUCUAAGCACAGGGCCAUGUAAGGGAACUGCAGAAUUGCUGAGGAAAGAAAUAGAGGAACAUGAGUUGUUGCCCAAACGUGUUGAUUGGCUUGGAAAUGAGCAUACGAGGAGUUUUAAUGAGUUUGAACAAACACUUUCUCAGGUAUCAGAUGAUCACCUUUUAAAGAUAUGUUCCCGAGUAGGACCAAUUUUAGACAAAGAGAUCCCACCAACUGUUCCAGGAUUGACUUCACUACUUGGAGUUGGGAGGCAAUCUCUUUUAAGAACAAAAGAAGAUUUGCUGAAGCCAAAAUGUCAAAUGUCCAAUUUAAUGGCAAGAAAAAAUGGAAUGCCACUUCUUCCAUCUCAUUUUGUACAGUCUUCAUACCCACCCAAUAUUACUCAGGUAUUAAUUUCAAGGGAGUCAAGCGGUCCUGUAUCCCAAACACAUACAUUUACACCCAAGUUAUAUGCUCGUGCUCAGGUUUAUCGCAGGCUGUUGGGACACUUAUCAUCAGUUUAUUGUGUUUUGUUUGACAGAACUGGGAAAUAUAUAUUCACAGGUGCUGAUGAUUCACUUGUUAAAAUCUGGAGUGCUGUCGAUGGAAGAUUAUUGGCUUCUCUGAGAGGUCAUUCUGCUGAAAUUACGGACAUGGCAGUGAAUCAUGAAAAUACUUUACUUGCUGCUGGCAGUUGUGAUAAAACAAUACGUGUUUGGUGUCUUCGCACCACCGUUCCUGUUGCUGUUCUUUGUGGACAUACUGGAAUGGUUACUUCUUUGCAGUUUUCCCCCUACCCAAAAAGUGAUGACAGACUUUUAAUAUCAACCGGAAAUGAUGGCUGUGUUUGUUUUUGGCAUUGGAACCAUAAAACUAAUGCAUUUAAUCCAAAGCCUUUGAAGUUCACUGAGCGUAACAAAGCCAAUGCUCAAAUGAUAUGCUCUUCUUUCAGCUCAGGUGGUCUGUUCUUAGCUACUGGCAGUACUGAUAAUAAUGUGCGUGUAUAUAAUAUAGCUGGUGCGAAUGGACCUGAAAAAGUGUUAGAGAGGGAAGUGCAUACAGAUAGAGUAGAUAGUAUACAAUUCAGCAAUCGUGAUUGUAGGUUUAUUAGUGGAAGUAAAGAUGGAAGUGCUCUCAUUUGGAAAUAUGAGAGGCAAAAUUGGAGUACAAUUCAAUUAAAGAUGAGUACUAAAUUACCUGGACAAUCAGAAGAACAGACAGAUGCUAAACAAAAACUUAUGGUCACUAUGGUCAGUUGGGCUCUUGAUGAUGAUAAAGUUAUUACAGCUGUGAGUGAUCACUCCAUAAAAGUUUGGAAUUCCUUUAAUGGAAAUUUAAUCUUCUGUUUAAAGGGCCAUGAGGAUGAAGUUUUUGUGUUAGAACCCCAUCCUACAGAUUCUAGAGUGUUUUUGAGUAGUGGUCACGAUGGUCGAAUUAUUCUAUGGGACUUGAUUUCUGGGACCAUCAUAAAAAAUCAUUUUAACUUGAUUGAAGGCCAAGGUCAUGGAGCUGUCUUUGAUUCUAAAUUUUCUCCUGAUGGUUUGAUGUUUGCAUCAACAGAUUCACAUGGCCAUUUGAGUAUCUUCGGAUUUGGUUCUGCUGAUCGUUAUAAAAAAGUUCCUGAGGAACAGUUUUUCCAUACAGAUUAUCGACCAGUUAUCCAUGAUAUGAAUCACCAUGUAUUGGAUGAGCAAACUCAAACUGCCCCUCAUUUGCUUCCACCUCCUUUCUUAGUAGAUAUUGAUGGUAAUCCUUACCCGCCAAAUAUACAGAGAUUAGUUCCUGGUCGAGAACAUCAGAAUGAUUCUCAGCUUGUUCCUUAUGUAGCUGUGUCUGCUGAAGGAGAUUCUGAGAUUUUGGAGCCUGUUCGACCAUCUAAUGACAAUGAUAGACCAACUAUUGAUGACAUGAUUGAAAGAUUACAACAGGAAAGAAAUCAAAAUAUGGACCAGAAUAGAAGGAGCAAUGAUGGUGCUUCUUCUAGCAGGUCAUCUGUGGAUCUCCUGCGUUCUCCUCAUUCUAGUCACCGUACUGUUAAUGGAAAUGAUGAUCGCAAUGCUCAUGAACCAUUUUCGCCACGCACACCACGAUCUCAAGCUAGUCAUAGUCGUGUGGGUUUGCGCCAAACAGGAGAACGUGAAGGUGUGCAAUCAGUUGGGAAUUGGCAGUCAAGAGGAACUCAUUCUGAUGUACCUUCAUGGGUGAAGCGCGUUGUUGUUAAGCCAAUGGAUCCUGCUAAAGCUGAGUAUUAUAUAAAGCAACGGGAAAUGCUAGCAGAUAAUGAAAAAAAUUUUUUCAAUAGAGAAAAGAAGAAGCGGCCUGUGACUGACAGAAGUGAAGAAUCAAGAAAUGAAGCAACCAGUAACUUACGUUCUCAAAGACGUAUUGGUGCCCGAGCUGGGUUGAGGUCAAGAACUCAAGAAGAUGUACUUAAUAAUGCAUUUGGAGAAGAAUUUGAAAAUCCGGAUAAUGUGAAUUCUAACAGCACUUCAGAUUCUGAAACUGAAGAACAAGAAGGUUUACCUGACAGCUCGGAAGGAAGUGAAUCUGAUUAUUCUGACUGGGCUAAUGAUGCUCCUGCAUCAUCAAAACCUAAGCCAAAGCCUGAACCUCAACCAUCUACAUCUACUGGAAGAAGACCUGCUUCCUUGAGGCAAAUUAAACCUCGUCGUCGUCUGGUAUCAUCUGAUGAUGACUUGAGUGAAGGUGAUGCAUUUGAUAAUGAUGAUGAAACUUCUGAAAAUAAACCUGAAAUAUCAAGGAGAAAUAGAAAGCAGGCAGUCACUCCAAAAAAGAAAAUAGCUGCAAAUGGUAAGAAGCUCCCUGAAAGAUUCCGUCCACCUGAAUGGUUAACAGAUGUUAUGCCACACAAAGCACCUUAUGUACCUCAAAUAGGAGAUGAGAUUGUGUAUUUUAGACAAGGUCAUGAAUUAUAUGUUCAAGCUGUGAAAAGAAAUAGAAUAUAUGACAUUUACAUGAGAAGUCAACCAUGGAGAAAAAUAAAUUUGAGGGAUCAAGAAGUAGCUAGAAUUGAGGAUAUUACUUUUGAAAAUCAUCCCCCUCGUCUGUGUUGUUUAAAAUUGAGUCUUCUGAAUCCUGCUGAAAAGUGCCCAGAAAGUUUUACUGUUAAAUAUCAUGAUAUGGCUGAUGUUAUUGAUUUCAUAAUCCUUAAACAGAAUUAUGAUCAGGCAAUGCAUUAUGAUUGGAAGCCAGGUGAUAGAUUUCGUUCUGCAAUUGAUAAAGCAUGGUGGCUUGGUACUAUUAAGGCACAGAAACCAUUGAAUCCAAAUUUUCCUGAUUCCAUGUUUCAGUGCUUUUUAGUAAAAUGGGACAAUGGAGAAAAAGAACACAUGAGCCCAUGGGAUUUUGAACCAAUUGACAGUGAACGCUUGCCAGAGGAAGAAGGUGGCAGUGUAGAAAUUACCCCUGAAGAACGAAUGGCUAUGAUGUAUGUGCCAGAACCUCAUGAAUGGUCUGAAUAUGGAAUGGAUUAUGAUUGUGAAAGGAUUGCUCGAGGUCUAGGAAGAAUUAUGGAGCUUAGCAUUGCUGAGUCAUUUGUAGCUCCUGUGGAUCUGAACUUGUACCCUAGCUAUGCUAUUGUGGUGGAAUAUCCCAUGGAUUUGGGGACCAUUAAAGCUAGAGUUCAAAAUCGGUUUUAUAGGAGACUAGAUGCCAUAAAAUUUGAUGUUCGAUAUAUAGAAAUCAAUGCUUUGAAAUUCAAUGAACCUGGAAGCAGAAUUGUGAAGCAAGCAAAGUGUGUUGUGGAUCUCUGUAUCAGGUUUAUUAAUUCGUCUCAUUGUACUGAUCCGAUGGUACUUUAUAAUGACAUGAUGGAAGCCAAACAAUCUCGAUCUCAAGAUUCCCAGAGUGAAUUAGAUGUUUUAUGUAGUGAAAUUGAUAGUGAUGCGGAGAAUGAUACAUCCACUAGAAUCAAAAGGAGAAAGCAAAAAGCUCUCCAGCAGUCGAGCAAACGUGUAUGCUUACAAAAUCAAAAAUAUACCUCAAAUAGUUGGAGGCAACAGUGUGCACAACUAUUAACUACCUUUUUUCAAUGUGAUGAUUCUACGCCAUUCCGUCAUCCAGUGAACCUCAUUGAUUAUCCUGAUUACAGAAAUAUUAUUGACAUUCCUAUGGAUUUAACUACUGUUCGAGAGAGAUUAAGUAGCAACUAUUAUAGCAAUCCAACUGAAUUUUGCAAAGAUAUGAGACUGAUUUUCCAAAAUUCUCGCAACUACAAUACAAAUAAGAAGUCCAAAAUAUAUUCUAUGACGAUACGAUUGAGUGCAAUGUUUGAAGAACAUAUUCGAGGUAUUAUCAGUGACUGGAGAUCAGCUGUUAAAUAUGAAGAAAAAAUAAGAAAUAAUCAAUAUGUUAGCAAUAGGCGAAAACCCAUUCCUUCUCAAGAAGCAGGUGUUAAUAUUGGUGCUUCAACAUCAAGAACAGUUUGUCAGCCUUCAACAUCUAGAGGUGAAAGUUCUAGAUCCUCUAGAUACACAUCGAAUUCUAUUUCGGAAUCACUGUUUCGUAAUCAUACGACUAAGUUUACCAAUGGUGCAGGACCAAAGAAAAAAAUCAAAGAAGAAACUCAACUAUCCAAAAAUUCUUCAGUUCGCAUGAAAAAGAAAAUUUUAAAACCUUCUAUAGGAGUUUCUUUAUCAAAUGGUACUAGAAAGCCAACCACUUCUGUCCAAAAACGAAAAGCAGUUGAAAAUCCUCCAAAGAGAAUUAGUGAAAGGACAAAAAAGAAAGAGCUUCUUGAUGAGGAGGGGUAUAGUCAAUCAGAUUCCAAUAACAGUAGCCAUUCUGAUUAUUCCACAAACAAUAGCCGGAGUGGAGACGCAGAAUGGAAUCAGAGCUCUAAAAGAUGUCGAAAAGAUGCCACUCCAAACUUGCUACAGAAAUCACUGAGGCCUAGAAUCAACAAAAAUAGACCAACACGUACAUCAUAUCAUCAGAAAUCAUCAAUUUAUAGAUCAUCACUUCGUAAUCAUACUCGCACAUCUUUGCCUAGAUCCCGAUCCUCUUCACCAGAAAGUGGAUGGACAGCCUUGAAAAAGAGAACUUGCAGAUCUCCUCUUCAUACACGUUCCAAAAGACUCUGCAAUUCAACCGUUGAAAAACCUGAUUAUAGAGAUUCUGGUUCAAGCUCUGAUAGUGAUGAGGAAGAAUCAGAGUCACAGAGCUUUAAAAGUGAGAAAAACUCGAAUAGUUCAGGAAGCUCAAGUAAAUCCUCACUUGUAAGAACUCGAACUCGAGGCGCUCAAAAUAACAUCAAGAAUCGGCAGUCUGGUUCAAGUUCUGAAUCUGAGCAGAGUGAUGAGAACUCACAGCCACAAGUAUCCCGCAGACCAACUCGUAUUGCAUCCAGGGGUGUACGUGCCUUAACUGCACGCUUAGUAGAAAGUCCACAGAAAUCUGGUCGUAUUGUAACUCGGAAUCGAGGUGUAAGAACUGUUCAGUAUCAAGAAGGUGACAGUGACGAGUCAGAAAAUGAUGAAUCGAUGCAAUCAAAUAACAGCCGGGGCAGUUUACGGUCUCUAACGAAUGGUGAUGAACAAACCCCAGCGAUUCGUAAGAGAAUAGUGGAAAAGUCCAUGGGGAAUGAGGAAGGUUUGGCCAGAAAAGCUUCUUCCUCUGCCCUGGAUGGCCCUUCAGCUCAAAGUGAAAGUGAUAAUUCUAAUCAUUACUUAAAAAAUAAUGAUGGGUCUUCAAAACUUCACACUCGAAUGCAUUCGUAUGCCAAACCUUACAAAGGUUAUUUGAGCUCCAUUCCUCAACGCACAAGAUCUGCAAUGAACAAAGAAGCAUCCCCUAAGAGUGGUUUCUUCGGAAUUUCCAAAGCUUACAAAAGGAAUCUUAUAAGAAAAGCUUCUGCAAGGAAAGAAAGUGAUACUGAUAAUGAUGAUCAUGUGUAUAAAAGCAAAGUAUCCAAAUGGAGUAAUACAUCAAGCUAUGGCUUAAGAAAAUGUUCCAAAUUAAUAAAACGAUCUGUAUAUCGAAAUCGACCUUAUUCUUCAUUAAUAAAACACCAGAACAAUGCAUCUGUAUCUUCCUCAACACCAUUUCGAAGGCGAGGCAGACCAAGUCUUUUGAGCAGCCUCCACAAACGCACAAUGAACCAAAAUAGUGAAAAUAUCCAAAAGAAAUUAAAUUUUGUAAAUCAGACAUCUAGAAAGGUAUCGAUGCGAAUAAAGAGAAACCAAAAUAGAAAUAAUUACAGUCCUAUUUCUCUCAACACAAGAUCGAAGCUUCAUUUAUUGACAGAAAAAGAGUCAUUAAAUGCUGAAGAAACAAUGACUAAAAGAAUUCGUGCACCAACUAUUGUGUUCUGUAAACCAAACGUCUCUGCUCAUGAAUCAGAUUCAAAAUAUAAAUUGAGAACGAUCUAUGCUGGAAGUAGUAGUAGCUUGGAUUUUAAAGACAAAGUAAAUUCUACUCUGAAUGAAAAACAAACAUCUUCUCAGAACAGUAGCUUAAAAGUUGAAAAUUUUAAACCCCUACAUUCAAGACCAAUUUCAUCUCAUACUAGGUCUUCUAAUAGUUUCUCUGAUAAUCAAAAUGAAUUCAAAAAGCAAGUUCCAAAUGAAAUUGGAACAAAAAAGAUUUUGUUUCCACCUAAAGCAGACAAUUAUAAUUUAAAGGGGCAUAAAACAAAAUCUCCAACUAUAGAUAAUUCACACAGCAAAGAAAUGGCUAAUUCAUCGAUGAAGGAAAAUGCUAAUGACAUUUUAGGAUAUAAUAAAAGCAAAUGGUGUCUUAGAAAACCCAAUAUGACAAGAGUAAGUGCUAGAAUUUCUCAUAAUUCUAAUGCAGCAGAUCCCAGCAAAAUUCAAACCAGGAAUCGUGGCCAGAGAACAGUCAUAUAUAAUGAAGAUGAUAACAAUUAUUUAACAGAAAUUUUCGAAAAUGAAGAUCCUAUAAAGUUGAACCAACGACACAAUUCAAAUGACUCGGAUGACACAAAAGAAUCUCUAGAAUCAACAUUAUCUGAUAGUACAAGAAGUUCAUUUAGAAAAAUCGAUUGUAAAGAUAAAAGUUUAACAGAAAGUGAGAAAAGUGCCAGUAGUACCAGAAAAGCAACAUUUCAUAGACCAAAAAAAGAUGCUUUAAAAAUAUCGAAUGGAAUUGAAACCAGAAACCAUGGUCAAAGAACAACAGUAUAUGCCGAGGAUGCUGAUGAUUAUUUGGAAGAAUACUUUGAGAGUCUGGAAUCAUGAUUCUAAAAAUUUUAAUUUUCAUCCUAAUAGCAGUUAAAUUUUAUUGCUCUGAUAAUGUUCUACAUAUAAAUUCUCAGUAGAGAAAACAAUAGUGUAGAAUAAUCUGUAUUAUAUUUUUGUAAAACCUGGGAAACCUUGUAUUCUUUGAAUGUAAAAUUCAUUCAAAAUGUUCUGCUAUUCAUUGUUCAUCUGAAUGUUCACACAUUUUUUGAUCACUUACAUGUUUUUCUCUACAAUGUUCGACAUAUAUUGUUUCAAAGUUUAUAUUCCAUGAGCAUUUGCUAAAUGUGUUACAUUUAAUGUGUACAGAAGUUUCUCGGAACUUUAACUGAGACUUUAUCAUCAGCUUCUAUUUGUCAUUUAUUCAAAGAGAGCUGCUGUAAAAUGUUUUUUUGAACCUAACUGUUAAGUUUUUCAUUAUUACUUUACACCAAAAAGCCAUGUUUCACAUAAUUUCAUCUCGACUUUGAGAUAAAUAAAAUACA
Molecule: messenger RNA, 7910 nt
Organism: Argiope bruennichi
Lineage: Eukaryota; Metazoa; Arthropoda; Arachnida; Araneae; Araneidae
Gene: BRWD3
Product: PH-interacting protein-like
Exons: 35
Coding region: 151-7425 (2424 amino acids)
Biological process (GO): regulation of cell shape; regulation of transcription by RNA polymerase II; cytoskeleton organization
Cellular component (GO): nucleus
Molecular function (GO): protein binding
Source: RefSeq, a predicted model, not a curated record